GGGGGUUUGCGUUCCCAGAGUUCCUAUUGGGUUAACACUGCAGGCUCUAAGAUGGCGGCAGUGGCAACCUGCGGCAGUGGCGCGGGGACUACUGGGUCUGCAGUGGCGACAGCCAGCAAGAGCAAUGUCACCAGUUUCCAGAGGAGGGGUCCUAGAGCCAGCGGGACCAACGACAGCGGCCCUCGACUGGUGUCCAUUGCGGGCACGCGACCGUCGGUGCGGAAUGGACAGCUGCUGGUAUCAACCGGGCUCCCAGCCCUGGACCAACUCUUAGGUGGAGGUUUAGCCAUUGGAACAGUUCUUCUAAUUGAGGAGGAUAAAUAUAAUAUUUACUCACCUUUGCUCUUCAAGUGUUUCCUGGCAGAAGGAAUUGUCAAUGGGCAUACUUUGUUGGUUGCAUCUGCUAAAGAGGAUCCUGCCAACAUUUUACAGGAACUUCCAGCACCAUUACUUGAUGAUAAUAGUAAGAAGGAAUUUGAUGAAGAUGUGUAUAAUCAUAAAACACCAGAAUCUAAUAUUAAGAUGAAAAUAGCUUGGCGUUACCAGUUAUUACCCAAGAUGGAGCAGAUUGGACCAGUAUCAUCACGAUUUGGUCACUAUUAUGAUGCAUCAAAAAGAAUACCACAAGAACUAAUUGAGGCUUCAAACUGGCAUGGAUUUUUUCUUCCAGAGAAAAUAUCUUCAACUCUCAAAGUAGAACCCUGUUCUUUGACCCCUGGCUACAUAAAGCUGCUUCAGUUUAUCCAGAACAUCAUUUAUGAGGAACGAUUUGAUGGAUCCAAUCCUCAGAAAAAACAGAGAAACGUUUUAAGAAUAGGAAUUCAGAAUCUUGGCUCACCUUUAUGGGGAGAUGAUAUUUGCUGUGCAGAAAAUGGUAGCAACAGUCACAGCCUUACCAAGUUCCUCUAUGUUCUCCGUGGUCUUCUGAGAACCUCUCUUUCAGCCUGCAUCAUCACAAUGCCAACACAUCUGAUCCAGAAUAAAGCCAUUAUUGCCCGUAUCACAAACUUGUCAGAUACAGUAAUUGGUCUGGAAUCAUUUAUUGGUUCUGAGAGAGAAACUAAUCCAUUGUAUAAGGAUUAUCAUGGCUUGAUUCAUAUACGGCAGAUUCCUCGGCUUAAUAACUUGAUCUGUGAUGAAUCAGAUGUCAAAGACUUAGCUUUUAAGUUAAAAAGGAAGCUGUUCACCAUUGAGUUCUGGCAGGCAGAGGUCCAAAAAGGGGUCAGUAGAGCUACGUUCCUCCUGGAUGGUCCAAGGAAGAAGCUAUUCCCUUGCCUUUUCCAGCUUCUAGAGGUUGCCUGCAUUCCUUGGCUCAUGGCUUCUUCCUCCAUUUUCAAAGCAAGCAACAUUGGUUUGAGUCCUUCUUACGUUACCAACUCUGGGUUUUUUUCUGCCUCUCGCUUUCACUUUUGAGGAUCCUUGUAAUUACAUUGGACCCACUCAAAUAAACCAAGAUCUCCCUAUUUUAAGGUCAACCGAUCGGCAACCUUAAUUCCAUCUUUAACCUUAAUUCCUCUUCACCAUUUAAGGUAACAUAUUACAGGUUCCAAAGACUAUGGUGUGGACAUUUUUUGAGGACUGUUAUUCUGCCUACCACACAUUUCUUUCAUUUUUACUCGUCAGUAACCACUAUGAUAGUUCGUAGAGACAGAAGAACCACUUCAUUGG
Molecule: messenger RNA, 1668 nt
Organism: Piliocolobus tephrosceles (Ugandan red Colobus)
Lineage: Eukaryota; Metazoa; Chordata; Mammalia; Primates; Cercopithecidae
Gene: ELP4
Product: elongator acetyltransferase complex subunit 4
Exons: 10
Coding region: 52-1413 (453 amino acids)
Biological process (GO): tRNA wobble uridine modification
Cellular component (GO): cytoplasm; transcription elongation factor complex; elongator holoenzyme complex
Source: RefSeq, a predicted model, not a curated record